AUGGCGGCUUCAUUAGCUCUCACAGAAGCGCAGGCUGAGCUGAUCAGCUCCCUGUCGCAAGACGACAUCCCCGCCAAGCUGCGCUGCGCCAUCUGCAGUAGUCUCGCCGUCAACGCGUUCCGCCUGCCCUGCUGCGAGCAAGCCAUCUGCGAGGGCUGCCAGGCCACGCUGCCCGCCUCGUGUCCCGUGUGUGAGCACGCCCCGCUCUCGGCCGACGACUGCAAGCCGCAUAAAGCGCUGCGCACGACGAUUCGGGUGUUUUUGCGGACGGAGGAGAAGAAGCGCGAGUCGAGCCGGCCGAAGGAAGUAGCAGCAGGAGGAGGAGGGGGUGUUUCUGGGAGUGCUCCGAUUACGCCUGUGGAGCCGAGUCCUGUGUCGGCGGUUGCGCCGGCGGGGUUUCCUGCUGAACUCGCUCCGGUUGUUGCGGCUGCUGAAGAGGGGGUUGGGGCUGGCGAGGCGAAUGGGGGUGCUACUGGGACGGAGACACAGGAUGUGAGCGUGGAGGCUCGUUGGGAGGAUCAGGGAGGCAGAGGUUUUGGCGUUGAAGAGGAUCAGCGUGUUACGGCUGGGAAGACUGCUGAUGAUACGGAACAACCCGAGAACGGGCCUGCGGACGGCGAAGGCGAAGUGAAUACCUCGACCGAACUGGUCCCUGCCCAACAGGGCUCCGAGGUUGUCCAAGGUGGCAACGACGGAGAGGCCGGGCAAGACGACGAGAAUGGCGUGACAGAAGUCAACCCCGAAGGGCCCGGCCCUGUUCAAACUGAAGGCGGUGCAAGCGGCACAUUUUCGGCAGCUGGUGGAUUCACUCCUGGAUUCGACCAGAUACAGAUGAUGAUGGCCAUGCAAAAUGGAUUUGGCAAUUUUCCUAUGAUGGGCAUGCCAGGCAUGAACAUGGACCCGAUGUCGAUGCAGAUGUACAUGAAUGGAGGGUUUCAAGGCAUGGGCAUGAACGGCAUGAACAUGAAUAUGGGCAUGGGUGGCUACGGGGGCGAAACCGAUAACUGGAACGGGCAGCAGCAAUCAUGGAAUGUCGGCCCAGAUAAUUUCAAUCAUCCAAGCGCUUCUGGCAUGGGCAAUGGUGAUUAUGGCUCGUUUAACUCUGGCUUCCAGACAGGAUACAAUCAAGGUAAUUAUGGCCACCAAAACCAGUUCAAUGACUAUCGCCGGAAUCAGUACGGGUUCCGCGGCGGUAGAGGACGAGGUCGUGGUUACGGAUACGGCUAUGGCCGUGGAGGAGGAUACCAGCAGGGAUACGGCGGCCACAACAACUGGCAUGACCAAAGCUAUGAUGGGCAACAACAGUACCAAAACGGCAACGGCCAGAUGGAUCAGCAAACCGGCGGAGACGCCAGUGCCAGUGCCGCGGGUGAGAAUGUUGACGAGUUCGGACGUGCCCUCCGGGAUGAUACAGCACAGGAGACAGGUGAUGCCGGUGCUGGCGGUGAGCAAGGACAGGGCGAAGAAGGACAAGGCGCCCUAGAUCCUGCAGCCCAGCAGGGCCUAAACGAAGGCUUUGAAGUUGGAGAAGGUGGCCCUGUGCAACCAAACCCGGACAUACCCAUAAAUGCGCCCAAGGGCCCCAAAGCCAUGAUGCAGGGUCUCCCCAACACGAGUUACAAACAUCUGCAAGCGAGGGGAUGGGUGGAUGAGCAUAACAAGCCGCCCACGCCUACCAGUGUCGCUGGAACAGGGUUCGACCGCGGCCGCUCGCGGAGCAGCUCCCUCCAUGGAUCUCACCGUGACCGACAUCACAGCGAGCGGUACCGAGACGGGAGCAGGGACCGUGCCCACGGCGGCCGGGACCGACACCGUGAGCGGACCCGUGAUCGGGAUAGGGAGCAUUCCGGAAGUCGGAGUCGCAGUCGUAGCCCCGGCCGGAAGGAACACCGACGUAGUCGACGCCAGCGGUCGUACUCUCGCGGCGCGGAAGAGGAAGGGGCCGAAGACGGUGAGGAGCGCCGUCAUCACCGCUCAUCUCAUCGCAGGAAGCACUCGUCAUACGUUGAUGAAGACCGCGAAUCCAAGUCGCGCAAGGACGAGGAGCAGCCGCAGCAACCACUGGACGAGCGAUCACGAUCGGCGUCACCACCUGCCGAUGAUUCCCGGCGUAGUCACCGCAGUAGCCGCAAGGACCGCGAUCCGGAGAAGCGCCGAGAGAGGGAUAGAGACCGGGAUAGAGAUCGCGAUAGGGAUCGUGAGAAGGACCGGGAUAAGGACCGGGACGAGCACCGGCGUAAGUCGCAUCGCUCACACCGGGACAAGGAUAGGGAUAGGGAAAGGGAUAAGGAUAGAGACCGGGAGCGGGAGCGGGACAAGGACCGUGAUAGGACGCGUGACCGGGAUCGUGACCGCGACCGUGACCGUCAUCGGGAAAGGGACCGAGACCGCGAUAGGGACCGGGAUAGGGACAGGGACAGGAAGGAGCGCCAUCGUGAUCGGGACAGAGAGCGGGAUCGGGAUAGCCGUCGGGACCGUGAUAAGGAUCGUGACCGGCACCACCGCAGCAGCAAAGCCGAUUCCAACUCAGACCCGUCUGCGGCACCUGCAGAAGGCGGCGAUGCUAGUGCUGAGCAACCCGGUGCCGACAUGGGCCUCGAAAUCCGGGGCUCUGCGCCUGCGGUGACUAGCCAAGGACUUGAUAAUACCAACACCAGCAGCCGGCGAUCCUCCUCAUUUGCCGCACCAACCGCCUCCUCUAACAACAACAUCAACCACAACCACAGCCAUAACCACCACUCCUCAUCUACACCCGCGCCUGCCGUCGAUGCGCACGCCGCCGAGCGCGCAGCGCGCGAUAGAGAGCGCCUCCUACGCGAGACACGACGUAUGGCUAGCCUAACCGGGUUUGCGGGUGCGGCGGCAGCAGCAGCGGGGAUCAAGAGGGCACGGGAUCGGGAAGACGGUACUGGUGGUGGUUACAGAGGGGAUGAUGAUAAGGAUAGAGAUAGGGGGGACAGAGAUAGAGAUAGGGAGAAGGAUAGGGAAAGGAGGAAGAAUAGUCGACGGAAAGGGAGAAGGGGAGAGGUGAUUGUUGAUCUGGCGACUACUGGGGAAGGGAAGGGAGAUGAUGAUUAA
This is a messenger RNA of Dichotomopilus funicola, 3078 nucleotides long. RefSeq lists its product as uncharacterized. NCBI's taxonomy places the organism in Eukaryota, Fungi, Ascomycota, Sordariomycetes, Sordariales, Chaetomiaceae. The transcript has 4 exons. The record is from RefSeq and is a predicted model, not a curated record. The coding region runs from base 1 to 3078 and encodes 1025 amino acids.